Messenger RNA from Nomia melanderi (Alkali bee), 3143 nucleotides. RefSeq names its product Acyl-CoA oxidase 3. Lineage: Eukaryota; Metazoa; Arthropoda; Insecta; Hymenoptera; Halictidae. Gene Ontology annotation, cellular component: peroxisome. Gene Ontology annotation, biological process: fatty acid beta-oxidation using acyl-CoA oxidase; lipid homeostasis. The record is from RefSeq and is a predicted model, not a curated record. Gene Ontology annotation, molecular function: pristanoyl-CoA oxidase activity; fatty acid binding; FAD binding.
AAAUUCAUAAAAUUUUAAUUCCAACCUCAACAUACAUUUAAAUAAAAAAAUUUUUGUUGAAGUAAUUUAAAAAAUUACAACUGUUACAUCUGUUUACAAACAUUGAAAGCAUUUCAUUGGCACUAUUAUGAAAUAUAUAUGUAAAUCGUAGAUUUAUUAUAUGUGUACAUAUCAUAUAUAUCCAUAUACGUCUGGUCUGUAUGAGAAUAUACAAUACUUACCAUGCGCGUGAAAAUUCUAAGAGAGGGAACAUUACAUGACAAAAAACAAAAAAAACCAAUGAAUGAGUGUAAGAGAGAGAAAGAGAGAGAGUGUUGCGCGUGCGCGCGCGCGCGUGUGUAAAUUAUGCUAAAGUAAGAGACAUAAAGUAUGAAUAGGCAUAAAAAAAUAGAUUAAUGAUGUUAAAGAACAAGAAAAAACUAUUGCUAAAAUCGCUGUAUGUAAACGGACAUGAAUGAAAAAUAGAUAAAUAUUUAAUGAGGAAAUAGAAAUAGAUGCCGAGUAUGAAUCCAGAAUAAUAUUGAAAGAAAGAGAGAGAAAGUGAUUAAAUGAAUAGGAACUAGUGACUGACCGAUUGAGUGUGAAAAACAGAGAAAGAAUAUACUUGAUCUUACUCACUGUAUUUACGGUAUCCAGACUCAUGAAAUUGACAAAAAUAAAGAAAAUGAUUGCUGAUCUACCGAAAGGACCAUUGGACUCUUACAGAAAACGCUCAACAUUCGACUGGAAACUAUUAAAAUUAAAUUUGGAAGGAGAGGAUUAUAUAAACUUUCAGAAUACCGUAUGGAACUUCAUACGAAAAACGCCUGUGUUUCAAAGACUUAUCUCUCCAACAUUGGAUGAGGAACGAAGAAUUUGUAACGCUCGUAUUAAAGCAUUAAUCGAUAAUGAUAUUGCGAAUCCAGUGAACCAUAGAGACUGGUUCAAUGUGAUCUUUCAGUAUGAUGCCUCAAUUCCCAUAAAAAUGGGUGUAAUGCAGGGCAUGGUACCUGUUGCAAUUCUUACUUUAGGUACAAAAGAUCAUUCUGAAAUUGCAGAAAAGCUUCAAGAAGGUCAAUAUGCAAGCUGUUUUGCACUAACAGAAAUAUCUCAUGGGACAAAUGCAAAGGGAAUUAGAACUACAGCAACAUAUGAUGUGCAAUCAAAAAGCUUCAUCAUACAUACUCCUGACUUUGAGGCUGCAAAGUGUUGGGCUGGUGGUUUAGGAAAGACUGCGACACAUGCUAUUAUAUUUGCUCAGUUAAUUACACCUGAUAGAUCGAAUCAUGGUCUCCAUACAUUUAUUGUACCUAUAAGGGACCCAAAUACUCAUCUUCCUCUACCGGGUGUGAUUGUUGGUGACAUGGGUGAAAAGAUUGCACUAAAUGGACUGGACAAUGGGUUUGUGAUGUUCGAUAAUUACCGAGUUGCUCGGCAGUGUUUGUUGAAUCGAACAGCAAGCGUUACAGAGGAUGGAACAUACAAAACGAAAGUAAAAAAUGAGAGCAAAAGAUUUGGUGCGUCGUUGGGUGCAUUGUCAUCGGGUCGUGCCACGAUCACAUCUAUAACUGUAAACAUAGCAUCCUUAGCAAUGGUGAUUGCGGUUCGAUAUUGUGCUGUAAGGAAACAAUUUGGACCGUCGGAAUCAGAGGAAUGGCCAGUUAUAGAAUAUCAAGCACAGCAAUGGCGACUGUUCCCCCACUUGGCAUCAAUAUACGCAAUAAAAGUCUUUUCCUCUGCAUUUGUGACUCAGAUGUCUGAAUUUCAACUUAAACUAUCAAAUGCAAAAAAUGACGAUAAUAUUGAUCACGAAGGUAUGGAGAUUCACGCAUUAUCCUCUGCAGCCAAACCACUCUGUUCAUGGACUAGCCGAGAUAUCAUUCAAGACUGCAGAGAAUCCUGUGGAGGACAUGGGUACCUAAAAAUGUCACGUUUGGGCGACUUAAGAGCCGAAAAUGACGCGAAUUGUACCUAUGAAGGGGAGAAUAAUGUAUUAAUUCAACAAGCUAGUAAUUGGUUAUUGAACCAAUGGUCGAAUAUGCUUAAUGGAAAGUCCAUUAAUUCUCCUCUUGGAACAGCACAUUUCAUAAAAGAUGCCAACAAUAUUUUAAUGCAAAAGUUUUGUCAUUCGACAAUUGAGGAUACAAUAAAAAUAGAAAACUUACUCUUAUCUUUUCAAUGGUUAAUUUGUUACUACUUGAAAAGAACUUAUGAGAAAACAAAAUAUUUAAAAAACAAUGGCUAUGAUGAUUUCGAAACUAGAAAUAAUAUACAAGUAUUUUUUGCACAGACAUUGUCGCUGUUAUAUGGACAGCAUGCCUUAAUGAAAUACUUUAUAGAACGCAUACAGAAUCCUAUAUGGAGACCUGAAGAACGUAAUGUAUUAACAAAGUUGUGUUCACUUUAUGGAGCUGUUACUCUAGAAAAAAAAUUGGGAGAUUUUUAUGCUGGUGGUUACGCAACGCCUAUGAGUAAUAUGGAAAACUUUUUACGAAGUGGCAUCAUAAUGUUAUGUAAAGAAUUAGUUAAUGAUGCUGUAGCUCUAGUCGAUGUUCUAGCACCACCAGAUUUUAUUAUAAAUUCACCAUUAGGAAUGGCAGAUGGCGAGGUAUACAAACAUAUUAAAGAAUGGAUGUUUGAGAAGAAAGAAAAUUUUGAUCGACCUACAUGGUGGAAAGAAAUAACACGAUCUAAAUUGUGAUAUAUAUAUAUACAUAACUAACUUCGUUUAUUAUAUUUUUUUAUAUUAUUAUACAUACACAAAGAUAUAUAUAUAUAUAUAUAUAUAUAUAGGACAAUAAAGACGUUUUACGUGAUAUUCAUACAAAAUAUGAAAUCUAUAUAGAGCUAUACAAAGUCCUAUUUAUUUAAAAACGUGAAACAUGAAAUUUUUAUAAUAUUAAUAUAAAACAUAUAACAAUUUUUUUUCGAAGUUUGUAUGAUUUUCCUUUACUUCUAUAGCUAAUACACUUCCAUAGUAUAUUGUGAACAAACGUGUAAAAAAGUAUUGAGAAACAGAACAAAAAAGAGUAACGAAGUAGAAUAUAUAGAUUAUUAGGGGCGAGGAAGAAAAGAAAGAAUGUAUCGAGUAAAAAUAAGAGAAAGUAUAAAAAAGAUGUAAUACACUACUAUUAGAUGGUAAUAAAAUAUUUUAUACAUACUGA